GACCCGAUUUGAAGGAAAGAUUGCACACAGACACUUUCGCCGACAGUUUUCCGGCCGAGUAUAAACAGUAAGGCCGACUCGUAUCGUUUUAGAAUGGAUACGUUACGAGGACGUUCACGCUUGGAGGCUCGUACGAACAUUUUGGCGCGGUUUUUCGCCGUGGAGGGAUACCGGCGAGUCGCGUUCAUGAAAUAGCACUGCGGCUCCUCGGGCCACGCCUCCUCAGCGAAGUAGUAGCCGGCUCGUAAAGACUUCCGCACCACGCCGCCUCAUUCCCGUUGUCGCCAAGUGGUCGCCUUUGGAUCUCAGCGGGGACUUCUACAGGGACAAUUUGUUGAAAGUCCACUAUCUAUGUCCCUUUGAACGUGCGAGGAGACCAUGUAUAUUUUGGAAAGAAGUAUGGAGUGCCUGCCACAAGCCUUCUCCUACUUGGAUGAUGAGUUCUGCCAAAGUUUGAAGGAUCUCCAGUCGCCUCCCGUGAAGGCGGGCUUCUCCAAGGGUGAUCAGCUGAGCUUUGUGUCCGACAUGCUCCUGGAGAAUCAAGACAUGGAGCUCAACUGGAACUGCGCCUUCUUCCACUCUGAUGAUGAAGACGAUGGCGGUGGGGGGCGAGGGCGCCCCCAGUCCCCCGUGGCGGAGGAGAGCGGCGAGGACAGCCUGUGGCGAUGCCUGGCUUCCGAUAAAAGCCUGGAGGAGAUGCUGUCGGACAUGGACGUCAACAUCUUCGAAGGGCUCGUCGGCUCCACGCUGGACUGCCAGAACCUGUUGGGGGGCUGGGAGACGGGCGAGGUCACGUCCGACUCUUGCUCCACCGGAGGAGACGUGUCCACGUACUCGUCCAGCGAUUCCGAGGAGGAGAUCGACGUGGUGACGGUGGGGCGCAGCCCGUCCAGACAGCAGCAGCACGACGACGAUGAGGACGAGCAGCGUGUUGCUCUCCAGCGCCAACUCCACUUUGACAUCCAGCUGCAGCACAAUUACGCCGCGCUUCCUCCCAUGUCUCCGCCGGCCUCCUCAUCCAACAAGCACUCCCGCCAUCAUCAUCAUCACCACCACCAGUCGUCGUCGCGACAUUUGGCGGAAACUGAGGACGAGGAGGAGCGGCGUCGGACUCACAACGUGAUGGAGCGGCAGCGGCGCAACGAGCUGAAGAACUGCUUUGUGCGUCUGCGCGACAACGUACCAGAGUUGUCUCGCAACGACAAGGCCUCCAAGGCGGUGAUCUUGAAGAAGGCCCGGGACUGCAUCCACAGCCUGGAGGAGCAUGACCGUCGGCUGCGUGCCAAGCGGGACCGACUGGGCGCCAAACAGGAGCAGCUCAAAGCACGGCUGCGGCAACUCAGACGGCCGGUCCGCUGGUGAAAAG
Syngnathus acus (greater pipefish) is the source of this 1366-nucleotide messenger RNA. RefSeq names its product transcriptional regulator Myc-2-like. The record is from RefSeq and is a predicted model, not a curated record. The coding region runs from base 379 to 1362 and encodes 327 amino acids. The transcript is spliced from 3 exons. Gene Ontology annotation, molecular function: protein dimerization activity; DNA-binding transcription factor activity, RNA polymerase II-specific; RNA polymerase II cis-regulatory region sequence-specific DNA binding. Lineage: Eukaryota; Metazoa; Chordata; Actinopteri; Syngnathiformes; Syngnathidae. Gene Ontology annotation, biological process: regulation of transcription by RNA polymerase II; positive regulation of cell population proliferation.